UAUAUACAUACAUACAGUCAUGGAUGAACUGAAGGCUCAUAUGAGUGCAUUAAGAGGAAUCUGAGGUUUCAAGCUCAUUUCAGUCUGCUGUGACAAGUCUCUAUCAUAAAAAUGGCAAAACUUGUGAUUAUCGCACUGAUGGCUGUGCUUGCUGCUACUGCUGCAAGUCCUCAAUCAAUCUUUGAUCCACUGGGUAUCUUUCAAGGCGUCAUUAAUAUUUUAACAGGGAUUAAACCUGUAAAUCAAGCACCCAAAACAACAGCUGCUCCCACCACAGCACCACCUAAAAGUUCUGUUCCUACCACAGCAGCACCGACAAGUACUACUCCCACCACAGCAGCACCUACAAGUACUACUCCCACCACAGCAGCACCUACAAGUGCUACUCCCACCACAGCAGCUACAAUUGUUUCUAGCACAGGAGCAUUUAUAAUUGCUGAUCCCACAGCUGCACCUAUCAGUGCUGAUCCUUCCACAGAAGCACCAUAAGUUCUCCUAGCACAGCUGGAGCCAAAACAACCUCUCGA
Zootermopsis nevadensis is the source of this 527-nucleotide messenger RNA. RefSeq lists its product as uncharacterized. The record is from RefSeq and is a predicted model, not a curated record. NCBI's taxonomy places the organism in Eukaryota, Metazoa, Arthropoda, Insecta, Blattodea, Termopsidae.